AUGAAAAGGGGUUUUUACCUGGAAUUUUAUUUCUCUUUCUGUCACUUUUGUUUCUCACUUUGUCUCUUUCUUCAGCGUUUGUGCACGUCUUUCGGUGGGAAUCUGGCUUCCCUACAAACCGCAGACGAGUACAAGUUCAUCAGAAAGAUGAUUCGUAAAGUGACUGGUGUAGAUAAAGACGCUUGGGUUGGAGGCUACGAUGCAGCAAAGGAGGGUGUGUGGCUGUGGAGUGAUGGUUCCAAGUACGCCUUCAAAGGCUGGGCUGCAGGGGAACCCAACAACGCUGGUGGAAGAGAGAACUGUAUGGAGAUUAACUUUGCAGGAAAAGAUUAUGUCAACGAUGCCAACUGUGAUAUCAACAAAUCCAUUGUUUGUGGCAUGCGCCUGUGAAGAUCUACGCCCUAUGCCAGGUGCUGACACAUCCCCAAUGAAGAUGUCAAAAAACC
Micropterus salmoides (largemouth bass) is the source of this 446-nucleotide messenger RNA. RefSeq names its product galactose-specific lectin nattectin-like. Bases 1 to 390 code for a protein of 129 amino acids. Gene Ontology annotation, molecular function: signaling receptor activity. The transcript is spliced from 4 exons. Lineage: Eukaryota; Metazoa; Chordata; Actinopteri; Centrarchiformes; Centrarchidae. The record is from RefSeq and is a predicted model, not a curated record.